Molecule: messenger RNA, 861 nt
Organism: Beta vulgaris subsp. vulgaris (sugar beet)
Lineage: Eukaryota; Viridiplantae; Streptophyta; Magnoliopsida; Caryophyllales; Amaranthaceae
Exons: 2
Coding region: 1-861 (286 amino acids)
Source: RefSeq, a predicted model, not a curated record
AUGAGGGGUAAUUUGACCAUUCCCGCUGUUACAGGGGGUAAGAAACCUUUCAGGUUCUUUAAAAUGUGGCAGACACAUCCUCAGUAUAUGGAUAUUAUUACUCAGGCUUGGCAACAGACUCAAAGUGGAACUAAAAUGUUCUUACUGGUUAAGAAGUUGAAAGCAGUCAAGGGUGAACUAAAGAAGUUGAAUAGAGAGAGAUUUGGUGACAUUGCAGCUCAGGAUGCUAAAGCUUAUCUGGCUUUUCAAGUUCUUCAGGAUGCCUUACAUGCUGACCCCUCUAAUGAAGACAUUGCUAAUAGGGAGAGAGAGGCUCAGACUGAGUACUUAAGUGCUCAUAAGACUUAUAUGCAAUUUUUAGCUCAAAAAGCUAAAAGUGAAUGGCUGAAGGAGGGGGAUGAGAACACUAGCUUCUUUCAUCAAGCAAUCAAGCAAAGACACAUUCAGAAUUCCAUUUUCCAUAAAAGACAUGCAUGGAAACUGACUAGAAUAAAACUCAAGCAAUCAGUGGUAGAUAAUGGGCCCUUGCUAGAUGAUGUGAUGAAGGGCCAGCUAAAUGCUACAUAUACAAAGGAGGAGAUCAAAGCUGCAAUGUGGGCAAUUGAUGGAGGGAAGGCCCCUGGACCUAAUGGUUUUGGUAGUUCCUUUUUCAAAGGUGCAUGGGAGAUAGUAGGUGAUGAGGUUUACAAUGCUGUGCUGGAUUUCCUUAAUACAGGGAAGCUCUUGAAAGAAAUAAAUGCUACCGGCAUCACCCUCAUACCUAAGGGCAAAUGUGCUGAAAGUGUUAAAGAUUUUAGGCCCAUCUCUUGUUGUAAUGCAAUCUACAAGUGCAUUUCAAAAAGUGUUAUGUGCCAGACUUAG